CAACAACAACAACAACAACAAUUUAUUUGGCACCGUAUACUAAAGCCGCUAAGCGUAAUAUUGCUUCUAGUGCUGGUAUAUGAACGAUAUCACCUUGGGAAAGUUCUAGAAUCCAAGUGACAAAGAUGUUCAACAUCACAAACUCAACCAAGAAUUCCAGCGUCCUUUAUGUCGUCACAGGCGCAAUCAAACAGUACGUCGAGCCUGAGGGAUCAAAAUACUUUCGUUGGUUCUGCUUCACGGUUUUUAGUUUGGCCGCAGUUAUUGGGAACUCAAUUGUUAUACAUUCUAUUUUAUCGAUUAGAGUGCGAAGACCUCUAGCCUACAAGCUGGUGACAAACGUGGCGGUGGCGGAACUGCUGGGAGUGAUAUUUCUGCCGCUGAUUUUCAUUUACGACGAAGUGUACUCAUGGCCUUUUGAGAGUCUUUUGUGCCAUCUUGCGAGUCCCAUACAGAUUUCCUCUUGUCUGGUCAUCACAUGGUCUCUUGCUUUCAUUUCUCUGCAUCGGUUUCGCAUGUUAAAGAACAGACGGUUGCGAGGCAUGAAUGAAUUGAGAUACCAGUUCGGUAUUGGAAGUCUGUGGGCUUCAGCCGUCAUCAUCUCCUUCCCGUCAUUCCUGUACUCUACCGUGGUGAAAAAUCCCUACGAUGGAAUUCAUUCUUGGUGUGUCGUGCUGUUUCCAGGAGACACCUUAAACACGUUCCCGUCCCCAGUCUACAGGAGGUACCUCAUGGUCCGUUUUGUCAUCAACUUCCUGGUCCCAAUACUGAUAAUGGUCCUCGCAUAUGGUGCCAUGGGAAUCAAGCUCAAAUGCCACAUGGCUAAGAAACGUUUGAGAAACAGAGGGCUGCCAUCCAUCGAAGUCACAACUGACGAAGGCUAUUGUCUUAAAGAAUCGAAAUCUGGCUCUUCAACUCAAGGGGAAGARAAAGAAAUGAGCUGGUCACGAACUCUAAGCCCGGACAGCCUCACUCAAAGCGAACGGAACAAAAAACUCCAGAUAAAACUAGAGAGGGAUCUGUUGAGAAUGAUCUAUGCGAUCAUUUUGGUAUUCGUUGUUUGUUAUUUUCCCUACCAAGUGCUGUUUCUUCUGGAGUACUUUGACGUAGUAACCUACAAGAACUGGAGGUAUUUUCACAUUACCAGAAAGUAUGUUUUUCUGAAUACCUGUCUACAGAGCGUGUUGCAUCCCCUGUGCUAUGGAACUAUGAGUAAGUUCUUUGCUAAAGCCUUUUCUGGGAUUGUGUUGUGUAGAUGGGUCCGCAGAGGAAAAGCGGGUCUCUAUGCCAAGCCUUGAGUCGCCUAGACAACAAGAGGAAUCAUAGCGAGUCCUAAAUGCUUCAAACGUAUGUUAGUAUUGGGAUAUCUUUGAAUACGGAUUUCCCUUUGUGGAUUGGCCUUCCCUCCACACGUAUCCGGUGAAAACGCCACUUGAACUAAACGCGAACGUCGCGUCGCAUCAAACACGGAUACGUGUGGGCGGGCGAAAGCGACGAGAAUUUUUUGAAAACAGGAUAAAGGAAAUCCGUUUUCAAAAAUAUCUGGAUAAUCCUUGAACGGGGCUUUAUAUAAAAACUUAAACACCRUGUCAUUACAAGAAAAUAUUCUUAACUUAGAUAUUGAAUGUUAGUCCUUUGUCAAACUACUACUGAUCGGCUUAGCUUGCAUACUUCACAAGCUAGUCGAACCAUAGUGCAUUGUUAGUUCAUUCCGUUCUUUUGCAGUGCUUUUUAUUCUCGACUUAACUCUUGCGUAAGAGGCUCUUUGAAUACUWUAUUUGGUUCAGCUCUGUGAGCACUGCACGGCUCAUUCUUGUAUCCAGACCCUUCUCUCCAUUUUUCGCAGUUAGAAAGAUGAGAAGGUUUUGGGUACGAGAAUGUGUACAACAUUUCCCUGUUGCGACUGUCGUCUCGAUCAGCGGAUAGCAGUAAAAAAAGUGGUAAUUUGAAAACUGCUUAUAACUGUUCUUCGUUGCACAACAUAGUUAAAUUAAACUCUCGCAUGUUAUAGAAGCUAGAAAACCCCAAUUUCACUAAAAAAAWUUUGGCGUGGAUGGAGCCGGUUUUAGAGCUUGUUAGCGCAGAAGGCAGCGUGUUUUCAUAAUCUCAGCGAAGGUCGUGUUUGAUCCUCACGCGAACCAUUGUUUUCAUAUAAAUCCCGUUAUUUUACUGCACAGCUAUAGUGGUUUCACGGCAGCCAUCUUGCUGGGCUGAAAAAAUACACAGGGAGCCCAUUUUGAUAAAAGAUGGAAAGGAAAUCAGAAAAAAAUACUUUUUAAAUUUUUGGUAUUUAAGACCAAGGAAGUAGGGUUUUCCCCGCGGGCCCUUGCUGUUCAAUAAAUUCUCUACUACUACACGAGAAUAAUUUUAUUCUGGCCCCACAACAUGCCGGCCGUGAAACGGCGUGCUUGUUUUAUUUUGCUAAGCUUUAGCGCAUGCGCAGUGCGUGUGCUUUGAGUAUUGAUAAACAAUAAGUACGUCGAUUGAAAUAAGGAAAUCACCACCUUCUAUACAUCGGUUCAAAGGUCACACACCAAGCAUUAAAUAGAAGCUGCAAAGAAGUUUCAAAUGAUUAUUCAAAUUUGAACCUUGUGUACCCUCGGUUGAGUGCUGUGUGUUUGCGCAGUAACCCAACGUAUGGAAAAGUGGCGAAAAGACAUUUUUCGAGUUACCGCUGUGUUCCUUGAUUACAGGCUCACUUACUCAGGCUUAGCCUCGUAUCAGUGUCUAAAUAUUUCUAAAGUAAAGAAUGCACAACUUGAACAAUACAAACGCUUAGAAAUUCCAUGGACCUUCACUGGAACAUGAGGAUUACGUAAAAAGAAAAAGUCUGGUAGAAUACAUAACAUAUAUCCGUUAAGAAGUUCACUAACAAAAUUGUACAAAUUAGUGCAAAGUUUUGUAGGUCUACGGUCUAUACUGAGGCCUACCUAACUCACUAAUUCGUGCAAAUUCGUGCAGUUCGUUACGACGGAAGUUUUUUUCGGAGAUUUUGUAUGCACUCUAAGAAACAGUCUUUCUCAUUUAUGGUUCCAGCAUGUGCAGCCAAAACAAUACCAGUUUUAAAAUCCCAUAGACUUUUAAUGACAUCUGUGCAGACUCAUAAACGAGGCUUUGAAUGUGCAAAUGAGUCUGUCGUCUUGAACAGCGGUAUGCAUCGAAUGCUAAACUGGUGUAUUCCGUAAAUUAAAAGGCUAUAUAAAAAACAAUCACUUGAAUACAACAUAGUAAUUGAAAGUAUAAAAUGGAAUCAUUCUAACAAAUACAUAGAAAUUAGGAGACGGUAGUUUAUGCCUGAAUUUUCUUUAUUUAAGUUCACUUUAUUCACAAUGGAUAUUCAAAGCUUAUAGUAUAACUGUUUUAAUCUAAGGUUGCAUAAGAUCUGAUCCAUCUCUACUAUGUACAACAUGACCUGUAACAAACAAACAAUCCCCAAAUUUGUUUCAGUGAAAGUUAAGUUUGAAUUUUGAGUUUGUUUGAGUUGAGAGUUUUGUUUAAAG
Messenger RNA from Actinia tenebrosa (Australian red waratah sea anemone), 3500 nucleotides. RefSeq names its product putative G protein-coupled receptor No18. Gene Ontology annotation, cellular component: plasma membrane. Gene Ontology annotation, molecular function: G protein-coupled receptor activity. Gene Ontology annotation, biological process: G protein-coupled receptor signaling pathway. The record is from RefSeq and is a predicted model, not a curated record. Lineage: Eukaryota; Metazoa; Cnidaria; Anthozoa; Actiniaria; Actiniidae.